Hibiscus syriacus is the source of this 1848-nucleotide messenger RNA. Its product is annotated as ABSCISIC ACID-INSENSITIVE 5-like protein 2. The transcript has 4 exons. Gene Ontology annotation, molecular function: DNA-binding transcription factor activity. The record is from RefSeq and is a predicted model, not a curated record. Gene Ontology annotation, biological process: positive regulation of DNA-templated transcription. The coding region runs from base 662 to 1627 and encodes 321 amino acids. Gene Ontology annotation, cellular component: nucleus. NCBI's taxonomy places the organism in Eukaryota, Viridiplantae, Streptophyta, Magnoliopsida, Malvales, Malvaceae.
AUUCACAUACUGAAUAAACUAAUAAACAUAUUUUUAAUUUUUUUUGUCAAGCUUCUUGCUGGCGUGCAGGCUAUGGAGAGUUGAUAAAUGCGUCGGUUUUCUUCUAUUUUUCUCGAUCAAAGUUCAUCAAGUUUCGUUUUCCUGCAAAUUCGUAGGCUUUUGAUCUCCACUUCCUCGAAACCCAGGAAAAAUGUGCUUUCGUUUGAUCUUUUGAGGUGGGAUUUGUUAUAGUAGGCUUUCGGGUAUGUUAGUUUGUUCGAUACAGAGUUUGGGUUUUAUGUUAGUUUGUUCGAUACAGAGUUUGGGUUUGAAGAACUUUGAAUGAUAGAGGAGUUUGUGGCGUGCUGCAUGCAUGUAUGCAUUUAUUCUUGAAAAGAAAUGUAUUUGGUAAUUUCAUACAAUUUUAAGAGAAGUAGAGAACUAUUUAUUUUUGUUGCAUAUAUUGUUACAUAUACAAGAAAGAUGUUUUCGGAUAAUUUCGACUGAAGGGAAUUGAAACGAAUAGCUUAGUCUAAUUUCAGGCUCUAAAUUUUGGUGCUGACUUGUGAAGCUCCAGAUAUGUGGCCAGGUGGUUUCCUUGUCGACUUAAGGACUGAUAUAGUCAUUUCCCUAUGGAUAUUUGUUUGAGAAUUUGGAGGAAAAAGUUGCUUUAAGUAAUUACAUGGGAAUUCAGACAAUGGGGUCUCAAGGUGAUAGUGUUGGUAAUGGCAAACAGCUGCAGUUUCUGCAGUUGGCUCAGCAAAAUUCAAUGUAUAGUCUCACGUUGGAUGAGGUGCAAAAUCAGUUGGGUGACUUGGGAAAGCCUCUGAGUAGCAUGAACCUAGACGAGCUUCUCAAGAAUGUAUGGAUUUUGGAGGCUAACCAGACUUUCGGGAUGGAAACCGAAGGCACACCAUUGACCAAUCAAACUUCUCUGCAGCGUCAAGCUAGUUUGUCAGUAACCGGUGCUUUGAGCAAGAAGACAGUUGAUGAAGUUUGGAGAGAUAUUCAACAAAGCAAAAAUAAUGGGGGGGGAAAAUCCAGAGAAAGGCAGCCUACCCUUGGAGAAAUGACAUUGGAGGAUUUUCUUGUGAAAGCUGGAGUUGUUGCCGAAGUAUCAAUAGAUGGUAAUGUUGGUGAUUCUGUAGGUGAGGUAGAUAUGAGUUUUGCUCCCCGGUUUGCAUCGCAAGGACAGUGGAUGCAGUACCCACAGCUUCAAUAUCACCAUCCUCAACAAAGUAUGAUGGGGGUUUAUGUGCCACACCAGUCUAUGCCGCAGCCUUUAGCCUUAGGGGCUGCUGCUGUAAUGGAUGUCUCCUACCCAGAGAACCAGGUGCCGUUGCAUUUGCCUUUGAUGGGAACAUUAUCAGAUACACAGGCAUCUGGAAGGAAAAGAGGUGCUCCUGAGGACAUGGUUGAAAAAAAUGUUGAAAGGAGACAGAAGAGGAUGAUAAAGAACAGGGAAUCUGCAGCACGUUCACGAGCAAGGAAGCAGGCUUAUACUAAUGAACUGGAGAACAAAGUUUCACGCCUAGAAGAGGAAAAUGAGAGGCUGAGAAAACAGAAGGUGCUGGAGAAGAUGCUGCAGUCCGCACCACCUCCCGAGCCAAAAUAUCAGCUUCGUAGAACAUCAUCAGCCUCGUUCUAACACUCCGUGGAAGCGUGUGAAAGUUUUGCAUAAACGACCAAGCUCACAGCUUCGAUUUCUGGUUUCAAUUGAAGCAUAAGUCGAUGCAUCUUCUGGAUGCAGCCGUUGUUUCAUAUGCUGGUAAUGGUUGCUUCACUUGUAAGAGUUCUUUUAUUCAUGUAUUUGCGUUUUCACUAUGAAAUCAAUUCAACCUUCAAGGCUUGUGCCUAAAUGUAGUUUCG